CGCUUUGCUCUGCAUUGUUUUCCUUUCUUUCUGCACCAGCCAACCUGCAAGUUGCAAAGUAGAAGAACAAACAGAGGAGAAAGAGAGAAAAGAGGGGAGACCAGCGUCCAUAUGUCGCUCCCGGUGAUGACCCCACGCUCGACUGCACGCUGCCCGAUCGUGGCAUCCGCGCGCACGACCCUGGUGACGGCUGGAGGGAGGCCCUGGGAGCUGUCAUUCGUGCUGCUGGCGGGGAAGGGGAUUUGGGGGUGGGGCACCGCGGGACGGGUAUGAAUGUGGUGGGAGCGCCGCCGGGGGCGCGGGUCGUGGGCGGCGAGCGAGUGGGAGAACACGCUACUCUCGUUUGGCCAUGCCGUCGAGCACGCGGUCAUUGCCUUCGUCGAGUUUGACAUCCAGGUAUAUACAGACACAAAUGUAGCUAGCCUCUGCUUGAAUUUCCUAUCAUUAGUUCGCAUUUGAUACACUACUAGCUUGUUUAAGCUUGGACUCUCCUCGUACGCUCGUCUCUGCUUCAUUCGGCUGUACUCUGCUGCGAUCCAUUGUGAUGGAUCUUGUUUGGUCGAUGGGUGACGCUGGUUCAGAUUGUUUCGGCUUGCCUGCGUCGAACCGUGUGUCUUUCUGUCCUUCACAUUCAGUAGGUUGUACGAUCUCACCCGUUGCUGCGGCUCCAUUCUGCUCAUUGCUUCGUCUCCAUUUUCCUCAUCAAGGAGGAACAGGUAGCGAGAGAAGAGCUCCCCCCCUCGGCGGCGUCCACUCCGGAGCCGUCGCCCACUCCGGAGCCGUCGCCCACCAAAUCACGCCGGCGGCCGCUCCGGCGCCGGCGUCCACCUUCUCCUCUCCGGUGCGCAUGGCCUCUGGGUCGCGCAGCCCCCCGUCGGUGUCCUCGGCAAUGCUUCGGGAGUGUCCGGUUGUGUCGGGCUUGGGUCUCUCAGGAUCUCCGGGCUCGGCGAGCGCGUCUUCCGCGGCUGGUGGCCGGGGGCCGGGGGACAUGCCGGCUCAAUUGGAGGGCUGGCGUCGGCCGGGCCCUUCGCGUAAAGCCAUGUGGCGCAGGCGCCGUGCUCUCCGGCAGCAGCAGGCGGGUGGUGCCCCGCCAAGGUCGUCGUCCCCGUCCUCGUUCGAGUUGUGCCAGAUUCCGCCGGAUCUGCACGGGCUGUGCUUCCGGUGUUUUGAGGAAGGACAUCGGCGACAAGAUUGCAUCAACGAGCCGCUCUGCAUCAGAUGUGGUCGGGCGGGCCAUGUCUCGUCUCAGUGCGCGGUGCCGCGGAGUCCUAUUUCUGCGGCGGAGCUUCGCCGGGCGGUGAUUGACAGGGUUGCCAGACGGGAGGUGGUGCCUUGACAGGCGCCGGCCAUUAGGAGGAGGUUGUCGGAGCCUAGGCAGAGCACGCCGUCGGUGUCGCUCUCGCCAGUUGCGCCCAACCCCUUCCCUGGUUGGCCGGCGUCGCGCCUCCGUCUGCCCCAUCGGAGAUUUGCAGUCUGCAGAGGUCUGGGGACAUGGAUGAUCUGGAACGCCGUCUGCAGCUUGCCGUGGUGAUGUACGUCGGAGGGGCCAGACCGCUGGUGACCUGUGAGGAUGCGGCUGUUGCGAUCUCGGCGCAGCUCGGCAUUCCAAGGUUUCGUUUUUCGAUUCACAAGUUUCACCCGGAAGAUUUCUUGGUGGUUUUCGCUGCUCAUCAGUUCAGGAACAUGGCGCUGGCGGUGCCUUCGAUCGAGCACAGAGGUGUGAAGCUAUUCAUCAAGCCAUGGUUGAGGCAAGCGCAGGCAACGUCAAGGCUGAUGAGAGUCCAGGUGGACAUCAUGAUUGAGGGCAUGCCGUCGCAUGUCUGGUCGCAGGCCACGGCAGCAGAGAUUUUGGGCAGUGGUUGCUUGAUUGAGAGCUUGGCGCCGGAGACGGCCAGCAAGGAGGAUCUUUUGUUAUUCAAACUACGGGCUUGGUGCGUAGACCCUGACGACGUCCCGGUGUUCCGCAGAAUUUGGGUUCCGGAGCCGGACGGAGAUUUGGCGAGCACGGCGGCGAGACGGCCAUCCUUUCGCCAGUUGUUGGAGUACCCUGCGUACGUGCACAUAGGGCGGAUGCGUGACUGCACGCCGCCGGAGCUCUGGAGGAGGGGGUCCGGCUCGGAUGACGCUAGCGGACAGAGUGGCCUCCCGGACAGCUCCAAUGGCUCGUUCCAUGGCGGAGAAUGGGUGGUGCAGCCUUGGUCCCGCGGCGUCCGUGACAACAGGGGGCCGGCGAGCGGCGGAGCCGGUGGGGGUGCAGGACGAUCCUACCGGGCGGUUCUGGAAGGCAGAGUGGGUCCGUCGGACUGGAGGCUGCCGCACAUGGGCAUGGGGCCCGCUGCCCCCAACGUGGCCUACGUUGCGGGUCAAGCCAAGGAGUCGGGGGUGGUCAACAGAAAUUCAAACGGCCCAACAGGAGGUCAGGAUAAGCUGGUGGAAAGCCAGGGCGCGGUGGGGUUGGCAGGCACGGAGAACUAGGUUGAUGUGCGGUUGGCGAAGGAUCCAAUGCCGUCCAAGGGAUUGGCCAGGGAGUUCAGCUCUAGGAUCGAGGAGGAUCGUCUGCCUGGCGCUGGUGGGGUGCUGCCGGUGCAGGAUAUGACACAGGAGGAGGGCCUGAGUGCUGCUGUGGUGGUGGGCCAGGAGAGGCCGGUGCCAGAGGGUCCCAGCGCAGCUGCGCAGGUGGCCUUGGUCGAAUCGCAGGUCCCACAUGAUUCUCUACGGCAGGUGGGCGCGGUGGCUGGGGCCUGGCUGGAGGGUGACAAGUCCUGUUCGCCGCAUGGAAUCCUGGGCGGGGAACCAUCGCAGGAGAAUCUGUCGAAUGGCUGGGCACCAGUGCCGGAGCUGAUUGUCGCCAACCCAGAGAGGCUGGGGAUCGGUGCGGACGGGACAGCUGCCUUGUCGGAGCCGGGCCAUGUGGAGCCGACCCAGGGGGAUUUGAUGGAGGUAACCAAGACAGGUGCACAUGCACUGGUGAAGGAUGGCACGGAGGGAGAUGUGACUACGUCCGAUGCCCACGCAGACAAAUCGGGGCAGGACGGCGUGAUGGUUGUGCAUGGCCAGCCUAUCGGCAUGCAGAGCGAGGGUUCGAACCUGACAGACAAGGAGGCGACUGCACUGGGCAACAUAAAAUCAUUCUGUGCGGGUUUGCUCAAGAAACUGGCACCACCAUUGCUGAGGGAAAUCGAAGGGAUCCGUGGGGUGCGUGCGGGACAAGACCCGUUCACCCCAGGGCGUAACACACGCUCGUCCGGGGCCAUUGGCCAAAACAAGAAGAGCAAAGCGACGGCAGCCGAAACGGUUCUUCUCAAGGCGUUGGGGAUCUCAUGCGAGGAUCUGGCAGUCAUGGAGGACGCGCUAGGUCAACUAAGGGAGAUGUUCGACUCCCCAGUCCAGGAGCAGCAUUUGAGGGCGAUAGCAGCGAUUUUUGGCAAGGUUGUUCCUACAAACCUGGCCAGCGAGAUGGAGCAGUGUGCAUGGGUAGCCAUCUAGGCGGCGGGCGCUGGUGACUCGGAGUUCAUGUGUUCCGAUGUCAUACACAGCGAUGGAGUUGGUCUGUUGGAAUGUUAGGGGCCUCAACAGCCCGGCGAAGAAAAAAACGCUGAGGGAGUUUGUAGACACGGUGCACGUGGCUAUCAUAUGUAUCCUAGAGUCUAAACUGGAGAGGGUGGAUCAAUUCACAAUUAUGCAAUGCUUAGGGCCAUCUUAUGAUGGUUUCACGUA
Messenger RNA from Triticum aestivum (bread wheat), 3717 nucleotides. RefSeq lists its product as uncharacterized. Lineage: Eukaryota; Viridiplantae; Streptophyta; Magnoliopsida; Poales; Poaceae. The record is from RefSeq and is a predicted model, not a curated record. Bases 1492 to 2475 code for a protein of 327 amino acids. The transcript has 4 exons.